ACCGCCGUCGAGAGACUAUCUCUGACGAAAAGGACUUCCCGAUUUUCGCUUGGAAUUGGUAGGAAAGCGGAGAAAAAGGCUUAAUUUUGAAUUUAUUGUUAGCGAAUUCGUUGCGAUAGGAGCAGAGUUCAAUCUAUCGCCUCUUAAUCUUCUUGAUCGUCGCACUAGCCGGAGUUGUUUUGAUUUUGCAGUUGAAAUGGCACCAGCAGCUGGAGCGAAAGCAUUGCUUAGGGGAAUUGUGAAAGCAGUUCCUUCCGGUGACUGCUUGGUCAUAAUGGCUUGUUCCAAGGCUGAAGUUCCCCCAGAAAAGACUAUUACUUUGUCGUCUCUAAUUGCUCCUAGGCUGGCACCCCGCAGAGGUGGCCAAGAUGAGCCAUUUGCAUGGGAUAGUAGGGAAUUUUUAAGGAAGCUUUGUAUUGGGAAGGAGGUCCUUUUCAGAGUGGAUUAUCUUGUACCAUCUAUAAAGAGGGAGUUUGGCUCUGUUUUCCUUGGGACUAAUAAUGUAGCUUCUCUAGUGGUUGCUGCUGGCUGGGCAAAGGUAAGAGGACAAGGUCAACAGAAGGGAGAAGCCAGCCCACACUUGGCUGAGUUGCAAAGCCUUGAAGAACAGGCCAAACAGCAAGGUCUAGGUCGUUGGAGUAGGGUGCCCGGUGCUGCUGAUUCCUCCAUCAGGCGCUUGCCUCCUUCAGCUGUUAGUGAUCCUAGUAAUCUUGAUGUUGUGGCUCUGUUAGAUUCUAAGAGAGGUAGUCCUUUGGAGGCUAUUGUCGACCAUGUUCGUGAUGGGAGCACCAUUCGUGUUUAUUUGCUCCCAGACUAUCAGUAUGUCCAAGUGUUUGUUGCAGGAAUUCAGUCUCCAUCCCCGGGUAGAAAGGCUCCACCAGAAAUUGCUGCCGUUGCAACUGAUAAACCCCAUAAGGAACAAAAUGGAGAUUCAGCAGCUAAAAGCCAGGCUCCCUUGACAUCAUCCCAGAGAGCUGCGGCUUCUUCAGUUGAAGUUCCUCCAGAUCCGUUUGGAAAAGAAGCCAAACAUUUUACCGAAGUUCGGGUGCUGCACAGAGAUGUCAGGAUUGUGUUGGAGGGUUCUGACAAAUUCAGCAAUUUGAUUGGUUCAGUUUAUUAUCCAGAUGGUGAAUCUGCGAAGGACUUAGCAUUGGAGCUUAUUGAAAAUGGUUUGGCUAAAUAUGUGCAAUGGAGUGCUAGCUUGUUGGAAGAGGAUGCUCAACGGAAGUUGAAGAAUGCCGAACUUGAAGCAAAGAAGUCGCGAUUAAGAAUUUGGACUAAUUAUGUUCCCCCAGUGACAAACUCAAAGGCCAUUCAUGAUCAGAACUUCACAGGGAAAGUUGUUGAAGUUGCUAGCGCUGACUGCAUUAUUGUUGCUGAUGAUUCAAUUUCAUUUGGUGAUCCUGCUUCCGAACGACGAGUCAACUUGUCAAGUAUAAGGGGCCCAAAAAUGGGCAAUCCUCGUAGAGACCAGAAACCUGACCCCUAUGCCCGCGAGGCUAAGGAAUUCCUGAGAACUCGAUUAAUUGGUGGCCAAGUGAAGGUUUCUAUGGAGUAUUCCAGGAAGGUUAACUUAUCAGAAGGGGCAACAGCAAAUACAAAGGUGAUGGACUUUGGAUCUGUUUUCCUCCUUAAUCCUUCGAAGGAUGAGAAUACUGCUGCGCAGGCUAGAACAAAUAUUGCUGAGCUUCUGGUUGCUCGUGGUUACGCCACUGUUGUUAGGCACCGAGAUUUUGAGGAGAGAUCAAACUAUUAUGAUGCUCUUCUAGCUGCUGAAUCACGCGCUAUUUCUGGGAAGAAGGGUAUGCAUUCUGCCAAAGAUGCUCCCAUGAGGCAUAUAACAGACUUGCUAACCGCUCCUGCAAAGAAAGCACGGGACUUCUUGCCGUCUUUGCAACGGAAUAGGAGGAUGCCUGCCAUUGUUGACUUUGUGCUUAGCGGGCAUCGAUACAAGAUGGAGAUUCCUAAGGAAACUUGCUUUGUUGCAUUUGCAUUAUCUGGUGUUCGUUGUCCUGCGCGUGGAGAACCUUAUUCUGACGAAGCCAUUGCAUUUAUGAGGCAGAGACUAAUGCAAAGGGAUGUUGAGAUUGAAGUCAAAACUGUUGAUAAAACUGGAACUUUCUUGGGAACUCUGUGGGAAUCAAGAACGAAUGCGGCAAUACCACUUCUGGAAGCUGGCCUGGCAAAGCUUCAAACUUCCUUUGGCCUUGACAGGAUUCCUGAUGCUCAUCUUCUCAUCAAAGCGGAGCAAUCUGCUAAACAGAAAAAGUUGAAGAUUUGGGAGAAGUACGAGGAAGGAGAGGAAGUUUCAAACAAUUCAACUGUUGGACGAAAGCAGAAAGAAGAGUUUAAGGCUGUUAUAACCGAAGUCUUGGGAGGCGGUAAAUUCUAUGUUCAAUCCUCUGCUGAUCAGAGAGUAGCCACUAUUCAGAAGCAGAUGGCUUCGUUGAGUCUUGGCGAAUCUCCUGUGAUCGGUGCCUUCAAUCCUAAAAAGGGCGACAUUCUUCUAGCUCAAUAUACUGCAGAUAAUUCUUGGAAUCGUGCAAUGGUUGUCCACACUCCUCGCGGUGGUACUGUGGAAUCUGCAGAAGACACGUUUGGGGUGUUUUAUAUCGAUUAUGGAAAUCAAGAGAUCGUCCCUUACGGCCGACUGCGCCCUCUCGAUCCUUCCGUCUCAUCAGGCCCUGGCCUCGCCCAGCUUUGCAGCCUGGCAUUCAUUAAAGUUCCAGGCUUGGUGGAUGAAUAUGGUCAGGAUGCUGCGUACCGAUUGAGCGAUCUCGUCUUGAGUUCUCCAAAAGAAUUUAAAGUUGUGAUCGAAGAAAAGGACACAUCAGCUGGAAAAGUUAAAGGACAAGGAACUGGCCCCAUCCUUUCGGUAACAUUGUUCGAUCUUGAGUCCGAUAUAAGCAUCAAUGCCAUUAUGCUACAGGAGGGACUUUGUAGGUUGGAGAAAAAACGGCGAUCGGAACCCAAGCAUAGGCAGGAGGCAUUUGAUGAGCUUGAAAAUUAUCAGACGGAGGCUCGAAAGAGUAGGGUCAGGAUGUGGGAGUAUGGAGACAUAGCGUCGGAUGAUGACGAGAUGGGACCUCCGGCGAGGAAAGCCGACGGAAAGCGGUAAGUCUUUGUCUUUCUUUUGAGCAGAUGUGUUGGUGCUAGUUAAGUUAAGGAAACUUGGCCUUAAGAGCCAGCCUUAAGACUAUUUUUGGUUAGCUCAAGGAGGGAACAGCUUUGGAUGAUUUUCUUGCUUUA
Messenger RNA from Andrographis paniculata, 3249 nucleotides. Its product is annotated as ribonuclease TUDOR 2-like. Lineage: Eukaryota; Viridiplantae; Streptophyta; Magnoliopsida; Lamiales; Acanthaceae. Gene Ontology annotation, cellular component: nucleus; cytosol; RISC complex. Gene Ontology annotation, molecular function: RNA binding; nuclease activity. The record is from RefSeq and is a predicted model, not a curated record. Gene Ontology annotation, biological process: mRNA catabolic process; regulatory ncRNA-mediated gene silencing. The coding region runs from base 197 to 3118 and encodes 973 amino acids. The transcript is spliced from 17 exons.